This is a messenger RNA of Xenopus laevis (African clawed frog), 1173 nucleotides long. RefSeq names its product free fatty acid receptor 2. The transcript has 2 exons. The record is from RefSeq and is a predicted model, not a curated record. Lineage: Eukaryota; Metazoa; Chordata; Amphibia; Anura; Pipidae. Bases 1 to 1173 code for a protein of 390 amino acids.
AUGGGGAAAAUCUGCACUCCCAAAACUUUUGACAAACCCCAAGAAUUUUAUAAAGGUCACACCAAUGAUAUAAUUUACAUCAAGUUCAUUGGAGAAUUCCAACAGGAAACACUGGAACUUAGGAAAGGAGCGUCAAUCCAGAGAAUCCAUUUGCAGAGGAAAGAUAUGUGGCACAUUGGACAAUGCCUUCCUUUGACCGUGUAUAUUAUAACUUUUGUAUCUGGGUUCCCCCUAAAUAUCUUGGCCUUUGUUACAUUCAUUAGAAAAUUCAGACAGAAGCUCAUCUCAGUUGACAUCCUGUUGUUCAACUUGACCAUAUCUGACCUGGUUCUCCUGGCUUUUCUCCCAUUCCUCAUGGCGGAAGCAGCUUCUGGGAUGAAAUGGCUCAUGCCAUAUUACUUCUGCCCCUUAACCCAUUGUGUUUAUUACACCAGCAUCUACGUUAAAUCCUAUUUGCUGGCAGCAAUAAGUGUAGAGAGAUAUAGCAAUAAGUGUAGAGUGGCUGUUGGUUACCCUUUCAAGUACAAGCUUUUCAUGAAACCAUUAUAUUUAAUAGUUGGAAGUAUCUGGAUCUGGAUCCUUGGCACCGCACACUGUAGUAUCAUUUAUAUAGUCGAUCAUCUGGCUCCUGAAGAAGCAAAUAAAACCAAUGUCUCCAUUUGCUAUAACCAGUUCUCCCCAGUCCAACUUCAGUUUCUUCUACCUAUCCAAUUAGAGGUGUUCUUUCUCCUCUUCUGUAUCCCAUUUCUGGUGACUGCCUUCUGUAGUAUCAACUUUGUCCAGAUUAUGGUAACACAACCCCUCAUCAGUAGGAAGAGAAAACUCAGAGCGAUUGGGUUAUUAACUGUAACAAUGAUAAACUUUAUACUUUGUUUUAUGCCUUACAAUGUGUCACACGUGGUGGGAUGUAUUCAAGGUGGCAACCCUCCAUGGAGAAUGCAUGCUCUUCUCUUUAGCACAUUUAAUGCCUUUUUAGACCCAAUCAUGUUUUACUUCUGUUCUGUCUCAUACCAAAAGAUGCAUUUGGAAGGUUUGCUUUACAUCAUGAACAGGACAAGCUUUGUUGCCCAUAGGGUCAAUAACUGGCUUCAACUCUGCAAGAAGGAUCAUGAAGAACCUGAUGGCUUGGUGUUUAGACUGCGACACAGAAAAGGUUUAGGAUAUGACAGUUAA